Cadophora gregata is the source of this 660-nucleotide messenger RNA. RefSeq lists its product as uncharacterized. Gene Ontology annotation, cellular component: nucleus. The record is from RefSeq and is a predicted model, not a curated record. The transcript is spliced from 3 exons. NCBI's taxonomy places the organism in Eukaryota, Fungi, Ascomycota, Leotiomycetes, Helotiales, Ploettnerulaceae. The coding region runs from base 1 to 660 and encodes 219 amino acids.
AUGAAUACCUCCAGCUCCGAAUAUCAGGACCAGGCGAGGAGACUCAGUGAGCUUCGACGAAGGUCAGCGGAGCAGCAGCAGCAGCAGCAGCAGAAUUCAGAGAAACAUGCUUUGACCUUGGGCUCGGCUGGUACUGAGCCUGAGAAGGAGGCGGUUAUCGAUCCGUUGAUAUCAUCGAUUCCGGAGAGGUAUGCACCAAGUGGAUUUGGGAUAAUAGAUAUUCUGCUCCAAGUCUACCAACGCCCAAACCCCCAAAUAGAAAUCGGCAACGUCGACAGCAGCGUCGCCCUCGUCCUCUGUGACGCCAACGCCCCCGACCAGCCCAUAGUCUACUGCUCCGAAGCAUUCGAGCGACUCACCGGCUACACCAGCCGCGAGAUCCUCGGCCACAACUGUCGCUUCUUGCAACAUCCACCUGCACAAACGCCUGGCCAGCAACCCUUAUCGGCAUCAGACAGGAAAGUAGACGAGGCGAAUGAGCUUGCUAGGAGGGAGGUCAGGGCCAAGAUUGAUGCGGGAUUGGAGGCGAGGGUGCAUUUCGUGAAUUAUAGGAGGGAUGGGACUUCGUUUGGGAAUAUUUUGACGUUGAUACCGAUUGUGUGGGAGGGGAGGGGCUAUAUUGUGGGUUUUCAGGCUGAUGAGGGGAGACUUUAUAGGUGA